AUGAUGAGGAAGACGACGUUCAAGGGAGCGAAUGUGUUCAUCUCUAGGAAUUUAGUGCCGCCUGAGAUAUUCGAUUCGCUUCACGACGUUCUGAAAGAUAAUGGAGCGGAGAUCUUCCUGUGCUGUGAUCCUUCCCGGAAUGGACCUGAUGAUUACCACGUGAUCGCCUCUCGAGAUCAUGAAAAGUUCAAUGAUCUGCGCCAGAAAGGUUGUAAUUUGCUUGGUAUGACUGUGAGCUUACCCUUCCAGAAUGAGAUUGACAAGUUAGUGACUGCUAUGGGAGGUUUGUUGCAAAGUAAAGCAUCAUCAGACAUUAACUUUGUCAUUGUGAAGAAUGUACUAGCUGGAAAAUACAAGUGGGCUUUGAACAAUUUGAAGAAACCCAUUAUUGUCUCUGAGAAUUGGGUGCACCAGUGCUAG
This is a messenger RNA of Lactuca saligna, 420 nucleotides long. NCBI's taxonomy places the organism in Eukaryota, Viridiplantae, Streptophyta, Magnoliopsida, Asterales, Asteraceae. The record is from the annotation of a GenBank genome assembly.